CUUGAAGGCCAGAGAAAACCCAAGAUGACUUCUCUCGCUUCUUGCAUAUUCUGUAAAAUUAUCAAAGGAGAAAUACCUUCGAUGAAACUGUUGGAAACAGAGACCGUUUACGCUUUCAUGGAUAUCGGUCCCAUUGCAAGAGGACAUUGUCUUGUCAUACCCAAAUACCACGCUGAAAAACUCACCGAUCUUCCAGAUGACCAAAUGGUCGAUAUUCUUCCCACAUGCAAGAAACUUGCCAAAGCGACGGGUUCGACAGACUACAAUAUCCUUCAAAACAACGGUAGACCAGCUCACCAAGUCGUAGAUCAUGUUCAUUUCCAUGUGAUUCCCAAACCUCAAGGAUCAAGUUCGGAAGCUGGUUUAGUGAUUGGUUGGCCGACUCAGAAGGAGCUCUCCCAAGACGAUAUCAAAGCUUCUUACGAGGAGAUCAAGUCGAAGCUGUGAAGUGAUCAUCGAAUGGGAUAAACUCAGUUCAGUUUAGUUCAGUUCAGUUCAGUACAGUACAGUUGCGAGAUGCAUCAUACACUCAGUCGGGCUGAGUCGAUCUGCUUGUU
Tremella mesenterica DSM 1558 is the source of this 557-nucleotide messenger RNA. RefSeq lists its product as uncharacterized. NCBI's taxonomy places the organism in Eukaryota, Fungi, Basidiomycota, Tremellomycetes, Tremellales, Tremellaceae. Gene Ontology annotation, biological process: nucleotide metabolic process. The transcript has 10 exons. Bases 25 to 447 code for a protein of 140 amino acids. Gene Ontology annotation, molecular function: catalytic activity. The record is from RefSeq and is a predicted model, not a curated record.